Molecule: messenger RNA, 1777 nt
Organism: Bombina bombina (fire-bellied toad)
Lineage: Eukaryota; Metazoa; Chordata; Amphibia; Anura; Bombinatoridae
Product: phosphatidylinositol-binding clathrin assembly protein
Exons: 19
Coding region: 1-1641 (546 amino acids)
Biological process (GO): clathrin-dependent endocytosis; clathrin coat assembly; synaptic vesicle budding from presynaptic endocytic zone membrane
Cellular component (GO): synaptic vesicle; clathrin-coated vesicle; clathrin-coated pit
Molecular function (GO): SNARE binding; clathrin heavy chain binding; phosphatidylinositol-4,5-bisphosphate binding
Source: RefSeq, a predicted model, not a curated record
AUGGGUUCCACAGAGGGUUUAGUAGUAGAAACACUGCUUGGGGCCGAAGAGCCAGAUGAGGGUUUAGGUUUUGGAAGAAGCAUCUUGAUUAGAUUUAUUCAGUAUCUUGCAUCCAGAAACACUUUAUUUAACCUCAACAACUUCUUGGAUAAAGGUGCACUGCAAGGUUAUGAUAUGUCUACCUUCAUUAGACGUUACAGCAGAUACUUAAAUGAAAAAGCACUUUCCUACAGACUUGUAGCUGUUGACUUCACCAAAAUGAAAAGAGGGAUAGAUGGUGUUAUGAGAACGAUGGUUACAGAAAAGCUCUUGAAAACUCUUCCAAUCAUUCAGAACCAGCUGGAUGCACUCUUAGACUUUGAUGCAAAUCCAAACGAGCUAACAAAUGGAGUAAUAAACACAGGCUUCAUGCUUCUCUUCAAAGAUUCUAUUCGGUUAUUUGCGGCCUAUAAUGAAGGUGUUAUUAAUCUAUUAGAAAAAUAUUUUGAUAUGAAAAAGAACCAAUGUAAAGAAGCUUUGGAUAUUUAUAAGAAAUUCCUUGCUCGGAUGACCAAACUGUCCGAAUUCCUCAAAGUGGCAGAGCAAGUUGGAAUUGAUCAGGGUGAUAUUCCAGAUCUUACUCAGGCACCCAGCAGUUUGUUGGAAGCUCUUGAACAACACUUGGCAUCUCUUGAAGGGAAAAAAACAAAAGAAGUCUCUGCUGCCAGCCGAGCAAGUACCUUAUCCAGUGCUGUAUCUUCUCUUGCAACAACGGGAUUAUCAUUCAGUAAAAUGGACGAAAGAGAGAGACAACAGGCACUUGAAGAGGAACAGGCUAGACUGCAAGCACUAAAGGAACAACGUUUAAGAGAGAUUUCUGUUGUGUCAAAUUCUACAUCUGUGUCACCAAGCACUUUGUCUGGGAAAAGUGUUAAUACCACUACGCCUGUUGACUUAUUUUCAGCACCUGCCCCCACAACAAAUAGCAUGCCCAACCUUACCAGCGAUCUUUUCGACCUGCAGCCUACAUUUGUGCCAACUGUACAAAGCACACCUGCCAUAGCUACUUCUUCAAGCAACUCAUGGGGAGGAUUUCCUGUGCACUCGGCUAUACACAACACUUCUGCACCGAUGCAUGUAGAUUUUGAUGCUGUGUUUGGAGCUAAAUCGUCCGCAUAUGAAAAUCAAGACACAACUGCAACCCAAUUUGCAGAUGAUUUAUUGCAACCAUCAGCCUCCUUACACAACCAAAGGUCUACAACAUGCUCUCAGCAAAGUGGAAAGAUAUUUGCAAAUGAUCUUGAUUCCUCUCUAGCUAACCUGGUGGGAAACCUUGGUUUUGGGGGAACACCAUCAAAGAAGUCUGACAUGCAGUGGAAUCAGCCUACUGAAAAGAAAUUAACUGGAGGAACAAACUGGCAAGCAAGAACUACCACUUCAACAGCAUGGAAUUCAGCUACAGUACCCCCUGUUCCUCAUAUGGUACCUGCUCCAAUGAGCUACCCAGUAUCUGCAACGCAAGUGCCUGUGUAUGGAAUGGUUCCUACACAGAUUGGACCUAAUCCUCUAAUGGUUCCUCAGCCAAUAAUGUAUGCACAACCAGGGUUAAGACCAACAAAUCCUUUUGCACCUGUGUCCGGAGCUCAGAUGCAGUUCAUGUAAAGUAGCCAAAGCAACAAGGAUGUAUUAAGAACCAAAAAUGGCUGAAAAGAAGAGCAUUUCCAGUUUUAUGCCAAUACAAUCUUUUACAGGGCAUCCAUGUAUUUCCAGUGUAAUAUAAAAAUACCCAUUCUUUGAA